Molecule: messenger RNA, 1190 nt
Organism: Poecilia reticulata (guppy)
Lineage: Eukaryota; Metazoa; Chordata; Actinopteri; Cyprinodontiformes; Poeciliidae
Product: rano class II histocompatibility antigen, A beta chain-like
Biological process (GO): antigen processing and presentation; immune response
Cellular component (GO): MHC class II protein complex; membrane
Source: RefSeq, a predicted model, not a curated record
CUUUCCUCAUUUGUUGUUUGACUCCUGAGGAAAAUGAUCACUUAUGGUUUAUUUUGUGUUGUUGCUUGUUCUUUCUGCAGCCCAGUUUUCUCAGAUAAAGAUUUUUACCAGGGCAAAGCAUGUUGUUCAUUCCGUGGUCCAAACUAUGAAGAUGUUGAGUACACAAUCACAGCUCGAUUUAACAAGCACAAUAUGGUGGAGUACAACAGCACAAGAGGCAACUGGACUGGAUUUACAAAAUAUUCUUUAAAGGUGGCACAAACGUGGAACGCUGACCCUCAGAAAGCAUUUGCCACAAAAUCUGAUGAGCAGUUCCUAUGUGAAGAUAAUAAAAGAAACUAUUUCUAUAUUCUAGACAUUCUGAAGGCAGUACCUAUCACCAGAAUGAAUUUAGUGAAACAGCCCGAUGGURAACACCCAGCCAUGCUUGUCUGCAGCGCUUAUAGCUUUUACCCCAAGCAAAUCCAACUCACCUGGCUGCAAAAUGACCAAAGAGUGACUAAAGGAGUCAGUAACUCCGACGUGAUUUCUGAUGGAGAAUUUUACUACCAGUUUCAUUCCCAGCUGCAGUACACGCCGACUUCAGGAGAAAAAAUCAGCUGCAUGGUUGAACAUUUUAGCCUCAGUGAACCACGCUUUAUAGUCUGGGACAACUCCAUUGACGUGAAAAGAAAACGUCACAUCGCUUUUGGACUGUGUGGACUGAUUAUAGGCUUGAUUUUCCUGAUAGUUGGACUUUUCUACUACAAGAAAAAGUCUGCUAUGUACAACGAUCUCUUUGAACGAUCAACAGUAAUGGUUCUGGAGGACCAGACCACAGCUGGAAAUUUUUAGCACCUCGAAGAAACACAGUUAUUGCUAUAAUACACCGUUCUUGAUGUCUUAAUAAUGGAAGAGGGGAAUAAAACACGCAUCUGAAAUAUUUUAGUUAUUGCYAAAGYUUUGCAUUUAUUACCUGUAAGCAACUUUGUAUAGCUCGAUCUAAAAACAUUUAAUCUCCAUCUUUUUUUUCUUUUUCUGUAGAAAUUACAAGAUUUAUAAAAUAAUAGUAAUGCCAUUACAAAAAAAAAAACUGCUUCUUCCUAAAGAAGAAGAAGCUUGCAUGUACAUUUUAUGAAACCUCUAACAUUUUUUCAUGGAUCAGAUGCACAGAAGCACACUUAUUAUCUUUGUAUACUUUACAAAUUUUG